AGAGUCGAUACCGGCUCGCGGCCUUAAAAUCAGAAUACUCUGCCGUGGGAUAAUUCUUCGUGAACGAUGCUGUUCGCGGUACUCAGCACCUUACUAGUCGCGUACUUCGUGUAUUGUCUAAGAUGGCGUCUCAAGGUUCUGAGUAUCUUCCGGCGGCUCAACAUUCCGGGGCCGUCUCCGAGGUUCCUGUGGGGCAACAUGUACGAAAUCUAUAAGCAUGGUCAUCUGGUGAUGCAGAAGAAAUGGCACGAGCAGUACGGACCCGUGGUCGGCUUUUAUUUUGGGCUGUUCCCUUGCCUUCUCGUGUCCGACACAGAGCUCUUGAAGAGAAUUCUGCUGAAGGACUUCCAUAAUUUUGCUGAUCGCUCACACAUAAUCAGCGGCGAGAAUGGAUCUAUCAUCGAUGAUUCUCUCCUGACGUUGAAAGGGCAACGUUGGAAGGAAGUGCGGUCUACUUUGACACCUUCCUUUACUUCAAAAAAGCUCAAGAAGGUGACUCCCGAGGUCAGCUCGGCCGCAGAUGAGUUCAUGAAAAACGUGGAUAGACAUUUCGCGGAGGACGCUGAGUGCGAUUUCUACGAACUCUUCCAAGCACUGACCUUAGACACGAUAUGCAAGACUGGGAUGGGUGUCGACUUCGAAAUCCAGAGCAAUAUCGACAACUCGGCAAUACUCCGGCAAGUCAAGAUGAUGCUCGCUUACCAGAUCGAUCUCAUCCUGCUCAUUAUCGUCUCGUUCCCCUCGCUUCUACAACUUGCGGGCAAGCUGCUCACGGCACUGGCCCAAAGAGCGAAAAACUCCGGUCGGGACCCGAUAGUGAAACUCAAGCAGCAAUGCGGUGAUGUUGUCAAGCUCAGAAGAUCAGAUACUGAGAAAUCGGAACGCUCAGAUCUUCUGCAACUGAUGAUGGACGCUCAGAAUACGGUCGCACACGCAACGGAUCUGAAAUCAAUGAUUGCUGGAGACGAUGCUGAAGCGGUGGAAGCCGAGGCCAGUUUGAAGAUUGCGAAAAAACAGAGCAUCCCAUCGGAAUGUCCUUUCGCUGGGAAGCCUAAAGGGCUCACCGACAGCGAAGUUAUUGACAAUGCCUUGCUCCUCUUGUUGGCCGGAUACGAAACGACGUCGUCCUCGAUGGCGUUUAUGACGAAACUGCUCGUUCGUUUCCCCGAAGUCCAGGAGCGCAUGCGGGAGGAGCUUCUGGACGCAACUGGAGGUGGGAAGGUUUUCGAUUUCGAGCGUCUGCAGCGAUGCCAGUACACUGAGGCGGUCCUACAGGAAAGUCUGCGCAUGUACCCACCGAUCUACUUCUUGACAGCGCGCGUUGCUGCCGAGGAGAUCAAGUACGGCUCAUUGACGAUCCCGAGAGGCAUGAACAUCUUUUCCUCCGUGAAUCAGCUCCACUACGACGAGGACGUAUUUCCCCUUCCAUACGAGUUUCAACCCGAACGCUUCCUGCCUGAGAACAAAACUCCGGCCAUGGCUUGGUACUGGCAGCCUUUCGGCAUCGGUCCCAGGAACUGCAUCGGGAUGAGGUUCGCUCAGAUGGAAAUCAAGUUGACCAUGGCGAAACUUCUCACGAAGUAUCGCAUGACCUCCGAAUCGGAGCCGGAACACGAAGCAUACAUCGAGACUCUGGUGAUGCCCGUGCUACAGCAAAUCAAAGACCCCGUCAAGUGCAAACUGCAUUUGCUCUGACGUAUCGAUCGCGUCCGUCUGACGGAGUCACCCGUCGGCGCAGGCAUCAGUGUCGCUUCAUCGACUUUUCCGACCGCGAAACAUCGCAAUUUGAGAGCGAGCUCGACUCCCUCGCGAUGCCUAUUGGAACCUAUAAUCGGAGAGGUUCCGUGUCUGGAUAAGAAUAAAGUCAAAAGCUC
Messenger RNA from Galendromus occidentalis (western predatory mite), 1874 nucleotides. Its product is annotated as cytochrome P450 3A56. Lineage: Eukaryota; Metazoa; Arthropoda; Arachnida; Mesostigmata; Phytoseiidae. The transcript is spliced from 8 exons. Gene Ontology annotation, molecular function: oxidoreductase activity, acting on paired donors, with incorporation or reduction of molecular oxygen; heme binding; iron ion binding. The record is from RefSeq and is a predicted model, not a curated record. The coding region runs from base 67 to 1695 and encodes 542 amino acids.